Messenger RNA from Hansenula anomala, 270 nucleotides. It is a transcript of the gene ECM19, whose product is annotated as Ecm19p. The transcript has 3 exons. The record is from RefSeq and is a predicted model, not a curated record. The coding region runs from base 1 to 270 and encodes 89 amino acids. Lineage: Eukaryota; Fungi; Ascomycota; Saccharomycetes; Phaffomycetales; Wickerhamomycetaceae.
AUGAGCAGAAUCAACUUUUUCAACUUCUCAGCUAUCGCUUUAGUGUGUACAGCUGGUGUCUAUACUGGAACCAAAUUUUUUGAACCGAUAGUGGUCGAAAGACUAAGGCUUGAUGGUAACUUGAGAGAUGAUAUAGAGGUUCCAAAGUAUGAUGAGAAUGGUGAACUUAUAGUUGCAGAGCCACAACAAUUACCACCAAAACCAUCCGAAUUUUUGACAGACAAACAAGCUGCAUCAUCAAAUCAAGAGCAAUCAGAUGCAUCCAAAUAA